CAGAUCCACCAAUGUUCAGAUGUUCAGUUCAGAUCCGUUCCACCAAUGGACAACGCAGUCGCAGUUGUCUACGCAGUCACAGUUUGGUACGUAGUACGUGAUAUGGGAGUGAGGCUUCGGAGCUGCAAUUUGUGUUUGUGCGGGAGAUGCGUCGGAUCGACAGAAGCUUCAAUUCGUGAUCGAAGGUUUCGUGAGAUCGGCAGCAGCUGCGACCUUCGUCCUCCUCCCACCUGCAGAUUAUGCGAUCGGUCGGUCGUUGACCGGGUUCAAUAAAUUGCUAUGAUGAUGACAUGAUCGAGUGAGCGUUUCCAUUCGGAGGAAGGAAAGAUCAGGGGAGUUGGAUUGACAGGCGCUCAGCUUGUGCUCUCUUCCCGCGAUGGCGAAGUCGGCGACAGGAGAAGAGCGGAGUGUGGAACCUAAACCCCGGCCGCUGGUGCGUCUUGGACGUCAGCUCAUUCUCCACGUCCACAUUAUCAGUUUUUUCUGCUACGUUGCGGGUGUCGUGGCAAUCCUUAUUUUGCCUAUGCUGGCAAAAAAUACAUAUAUAUCGGAGAACGCACUUAUGCCAGGGUCAGGGAACGCUGCUUUCAGCAACUCCGACACCUUGCUUGCACGCUCUUCAGCGGAAGAACUUGAGAGGCUGGUGUCUCAGAAUGUGAAUGUUCAAAGGGCUGUUUCAAAGUGGCUAAUCGAGGAGAUGACGGCUACUGGAGCGGACUGCUAUGUGCACCCUUUCUCCCUUCCUGCUUCAGCUUUGUCAUCAACGCGAUUUCCUACAUCAUCUGGACAUUUUAAGUGGAACACGUCAAAUGCUAGCGUUACUGGUGGUGAUCUGGAGGAACAGGCGCCUUCAGCAAUGAGUGUGGUUGGUAUAAUUCGGGCUCCACAAGCCGAAGGCAACGAAGCAGUUGUACUGGUUACUCCAUAUGAUCCAGAUGAUUUUUGGCAUGAGAGUGCCUUGACUCUUGGAAUGGGAUUGGCACUCUUCUCCAGACUCUCCCAGGCCCUAUGGCUAGCGAGGGAUAUUGUGUGGCUGGUCCCUGAUAGCAAGUACGGUGUUUACCCUGCAGUUGCGAACUGGCUGGAAGAAUACCACCAUCCGCCGAUCAAUCACAUCUCUUCACACCAAGAUAUGAAGUUGGAGUUAUUGAGGAAAACUUUAUCUGAAGAUGGUGAAUCCUCCCAACAGCUGAUCGAUUCUCAGACUCUUGGAGAUUUCAAACGUGCCGGCACGAUUGCAACUGGUCUAGUAUAUGAACUGAAGUCUGGACUAAGGCAAGGAGGAGUCGAUACAAUCACUGUCUGGGCAGAGGGUCCGAACGGGCAGAUGCCGAACUUGGACUUCAUAAACGUUGUGAACUCCAUUGCCGUUUACAGGGAAAGCUUGCAACUGCGCCUGGAGACUAUCCCCGGAAUUAAAAGCUGGACGUGGUUGAAGACGGUUGGUAUGGUAUUUGAAGAAAUCAACAAGUUGACCAGAGUAAUCACUCCGAGUUGGAGUUUUGCGCUACCCGCAGCAACUUAUGCUGAAAAUAUGGCAACGCUCUUCAGCUCUAUGUUUUUUCAAAUCAUAGGUUUACCAACAGGUGCACAUGGAGCUUUCAGAGAUUAUCAAAUUGACGCAAUCACUUUACAGUUCAUCAUCCCAACUCAGGGCCAGGAUUACGUCUUGGCGAAGGUUGGCAGACACUUGGAAGGAGUUAUUCGAUCUGUCAACAACCUGCUCGAGAAGUGGCACCAGUCUUUUUUUCUUUACUUCCUUUCUGCUUUAAACAAGUAUAUUUCCGUGGGAGUGUACAUGAUUCCUUUUGGGCUUCUGGUGCUGAGUCUCCCUCUUCAAGCAGCUGCUCUGUGUUACCCUGUAAAAGAAGCCGGGUCAGCAACUACAGAUGUUUCUACUCAAUCCUCAAAGAUCAACUCUACAAAGCAAAGAGCUAAGAAGCAGAGGCUUGAAAGGAAGUCCGGCGCAGAUGAUUCAGGGAGUUGGUUGGAAGCUUUGGUACUAGUUGGUGCAGUCCAGUUAUGGGCUUUUUUCGCCGCAUUGGCCCUCUUUUUGAUCUCCGGAACCAAGACGACUGCGGAGUUCAAACUGCGUUGCUGGUUAGGGGUGGUGGCUCUUAGCUUGCUGGUAGCUUUCACUGUGCAGAAAUUUUUGACAGGCAGUAUGCAUUACAAAAGAAGCACACAGGCACAUACCCAAAGCUGGACAGUCGUCAAAGCAGUAACUCUUGGCAUCACGGCAAUAGACCUCGCAGUGAUGUCGACUAUCAACUUCCCAGUUUCUUUGAUUGGUGCUUUGACUUUAGUACCCAUGUGCCUCGGCGUUUUUCCUAUCCAACACAGCUGGAGGUAUGCUCACAGUGACGUGAAGAGUGUUGUUGGCAUUGCUGCUUCAGCCGUGGGAACCGUGUGGACUCUGGCAAUGUCACCAAUUGGGUUACCAUUGCUUAUUUGGAGUUUCUACGGGCAUCUUCUAGAUAUAAACUCGGAAAAUGUUUGGAAUUUCGCGGAGAGCUUGCUGCAGUGGCGUAGUGCACUUCUCCCUCACAUCUUAGUCAUUCAUCUGCCUUGUGCAGUACUCUGUCUAUACAUUCUCCUUUCACGGCUGCCAAGUCAAAGACAAUAACUGUAUUUCAACGCAAUUUUAGGCAUGACUUCUCCAUUUUUAUAAGAGGGUUGCCUGUCAUGGAUUCUUUUUGCACACAUACCAAUCAUAUUGAUGUUUUCGGGUUCCUG
Marchantia polymorpha subsp. ruderalis is the source of this 2736-nucleotide messenger RNA. NCBI's taxonomy places the organism in Eukaryota, Viridiplantae, Streptophyta, Marchantiopsida, Marchantiales, Marchantiaceae. The record is from the annotation of a GenBank genome assembly.